Messenger RNA from Nylanderia fulva, 1390 nucleotides. RefSeq names its product retinol dehydrogenase 11-like. NCBI's taxonomy places the organism in Eukaryota, Metazoa, Arthropoda, Insecta, Hymenoptera, Formicidae. The record is from RefSeq and is a predicted model, not a curated record.
UGAAUAUCUAGUUGCUUUUAAAUUUUCUAGCAAAUAAAAAUUGAGAAUAUUUUAUAUAUAUUUUAUCAGAAUUAUCGUGUAAUUCUUCCUUUUUCUUUUCAUUUUUAAGACUUAAAACAUUAACAAUUUUGUUAUGUCUUGUAAUCUACGGUAAAUAUAAAUAUACCGUUAAAACAAUUUUGAUUCAAACCAAGAAGAGCGCAGACACCUUUCUCCUGUACCGUUUAGUCCUCAUUCUUGCUGUGUUCGCGAACGAUAGACUGAAUAACACAGUCUCUUAUACAUUAUUUUAGAGUGAAGUUAACAGUCAAACACGAGGUUAUUUGAUAAUAGCGUGUUUUUUUAAAUUGAGUGAAGCACUGGUAAAGGUGCAUAAAAAACAUUACAAAAAUGUGGCUAUUUCGCCAUAGUCAGUGCACUAGUAAAGUGCGUCUUGUAGGCAAGACAGUGGUUAUAACAGGAGCGAAUACUGGAAUUGGCAAAGAAACUGCCAGAGAUCUCUAUAGAAGAGGUGCAAGGGUAAUUUUGGCCUGUCGAGAUAUACAAAAAGCAAACGAUGCACUUGAAGAUUUAAAAAAAAAUCCACCUUCAAGAGCAGAUAGAAAACAAUUUCAAGGUAAUCCAGGUGAGCUUGUAAUUUAUCGAUUGGAUCUCUCUAGCCUAAAGAGCGUGAAAGAAUGUGCUAAAAAUUUAUUAACAAAUGAAUCGGCUAUUCAUUUGUUAAUAAAUAACGCCGGCGUAAUGAUGUGUCCACAAGAAACAACCGAAGAUGGAUUCGAAUUGCAGCUACAAACAAACUAUAUCGGUCACUUUCUUUUGACGCUUCUGCUGCUGCCAAAAAUGCAGUCUUCCCUUCCUGUCUGUAGGAUAGUGAAUGUAUCAUCGCGUAUUCACAUUUUUGGUGCUAUACAUGAUGACUUAAAUUUGAAGGAAUCAUAUACUCCUCUCAAAGCCUACAUGCAAAGUAAAUUGGCAAACAUAUUGUUUGCCAAGGAACUCGCUCGUCGAUUAAAAGAAGCAAACAUUAGCGGAAUAAAUGUAUAUUCUUUACACCCUGGUGCUAUAACAACAGAGCUAGGUCGACAUUUUAGUGAAACAGUAUUUCCAGGUGCAAACACUGUUUUACGAGCGAUAUUGCGACCAAUUUUAAAGAACCCUGAAGAAGGUGCACAAACGACUUUACAUUGUGCGGUGGAUGAAAAAGCAGCUAAUGAGACUGGUCUUUAUUAUCAAGAAUGCGGAGUUGCAACUCCACAUUGGCGAGCACGAAAUGAUCAAAUUGCUAAAGACUUGUGGGACGUAACUUGUCGGCUUUUACACUUGAAAUCUGACGAAGAUCUUGCCACAUUUUUAAAAACCAUUUCACGUCAAAUUGCUGAAUAAUAUAAUA